GUCAUCACUGAUAAUAAGCAACAUUUACUUUGAAACUGAAUCGAUCGGACCGGAAAAGCUCACAGGCUCUGGUCCACUGAUUUGAGGGCAGACGGCCUUUGGACACGGGUCCCAAACUAUUAGCAGAGAUCACUUUUUAUUCAAGAUUGGUGAAAAGAAUGGCAACUGGUCAAGACGUUCACGAAAAUAUCAAGAAAUACUAUGGCAGUCAACUGGGAACAUCUUGUGAUUUGCAAACUAGUGCUAACUCCUGCAGUAGACCCUCUUCCUUACCACAAAGUGUCAGGGAGGCUCUGAGUCUUGUUCAUCCAGAGGUGAUCAACAAAUUCUUUGGCUGUGGACUUCCGUUCCCUGCUAAGCUUGAGGAAUGCAGAGUUUUGGACCUUGGCAGCGGUUCUGGCAGAGAUUGUUUCGCCUUCAGUAAACUUGUUGGCCCAAAUGGACAUGUCACAGGAAUUGACGUGACAAAGGAGAUGAUCAGUGUAUCGCAGCAGUACAUCCAGUACCAUCAGGAAAAGUUUGGCUAUUGUAAGCCUAAUGUCACCUUUCUUCAGGGCUACAUGGAGAAGCUGAAAGACGCUGGCUUACAGAACGAUUCAUUUGAUGUUGUUCUAUCAAACUGUGCAAUAUGCCUAUCUCCUGAUAAAUUGUCUGCACUGAAAGAAGCAUACAGUGUGCUGAAGGAAGGAGGGGAGCUGUACUUCAGUGACAUGUAUGCCAGCAAACCUGUUCCAGAUCACAUGAAACAAGAUCCAGUUCUAUGGGGUGAAGGAAUGGCAGGUGCUCUCUGUUGGCAAGACUUAGUUUCAUUGGCUCUUAGCGUGGGGUUUAGUUCACCCUACUUGGUGUCUGCCAGCCAUAUUAUUGUGUACAAUGAAGAGCUCAGAGUCAAAGCAGAGGACAUUCAGUAUGUAUCAGCAACCUACAGGCUUUUCAAGCUGCCAAAAAAUCCAGUCUCUGCUGAAGCAACAGUGACUUACAAAGGAACUAUAAAGGAGUUCCAGGACCAACUGAACUUUGAUUCGUUGCAUUGCUUUAAGAAAGCCAUUCCAAACAAAGUAAAUGGAGAGAUGGCAUUGAUUCUGCAGAGCUCUCGCUUUUCCCAUGAUUUUGAAAUUGAGAUUUUGGACAUACCAAACACCUGUUCAAGGUCAUCACAACAGAACUGUCAUCUUGAUCCUUUCCUGUUGGCUGACAAGCUAGGAUCUUCUGUGAAACAAUGCUCCAAAACAUGCAAAUAAAGAAAAAUCACAUUCCUGUCAACAAAAAACAGUAAGGUGUGGUGUAAUAGCUCAGUUGUCCAGGUAUGAUCCAUAGCAAAUUAAAAACUGAACAAAAUGUUUUGAAUGAAGUUGUUUUGCUGAUCAUCCCAGUGGCUUAUUAAAUUAUGUUCAGUUAUAAAUAGGAGAUAAAUGAUGUCUAAGCCGUCCACAUCUGUUCAAAGAUGGAUUGUCUAGGCUUAAAAAACUCCAAGAAUUUAUGAUUAUUAUUUUUUUAAAUGAUUAUUUUAAUACCAUUGUUUUUUUCUGUGUGCACAAUAAACAUUUUGAACUUUGUUUUAAGUAAUUUGUCCAGUACAUAAUGUAAAGGAACAAUAAUUAACCGCUUUAAUGUAUUAUAAAUUAUCUACUACCCAUGGACAAAAACGUACAAAAGCGUUGUAUUUGGAAAAGCUAUUAAACAGCCAAUAUUGAGCCUUUGCUCCUUUCUAAGCCAUAAGGCCAUCAAAAAGCAGGUCAACGUUGCAUUCACACAUGACACUUUAGCGCUCUCUUGUGGAGAAUAUAACAACAUGAAACUAUUUAUAUACUACUUAUACAGUUUUCUAUAUUAUUACAAACAAAAAUUACAAACCAAAAACAAAAAUUCCAAGGAGAAUUAUUUUAAUAUCAAAGUUUUAUAUGUUGAGAAUACAUUUAUAAUGUAGAUUUUUUUUGUACAAACACAGGCAUCAGUUGAUGUUAUGUUUUGAUUAAAACAGAAUAUAAACUAAGAAUAAUUUUAAAAAGCACCACCUGAGAAAACCUGGGUGUUAAACUAGCAAAGCUUUUGUCAUUAAAAUAUAUUUCAUAAACAAGGAGACACACACAUUAAACUCUGUGUCUCAGUAGUAGCACAUAAGGCAUCUUAAAUAGCAUAGAGCUCAUACUAUUAAAAGCCUGACCUGAGCACAGUUUAAUUUUAUCUGGCAGUGAGAGAGCAAACAAACCCAUGUUUAAUCUUGUUAUCUGUGAAUUUCUCACAGUUUUGUCUGUAGCCAGCUCAGGUCAUCAGCACUAAAUACACAGAAAUAAAAGUCAUUAACACUACAUUAGCAUUUAUACACAGUAAUAUACAAACAAUAUUAAACUACUUUUAAUCAUUGUAUGCUUACAGAGCCUGGGCUUUUGUUAUGCAUUGUCCCAAAGCCAUCAUUUCUGCCAAGCGAGCCACAGCAGGGUCAAACAUUAAACUGGCUGCUGCUACCACCACAUCAUCCCUAUCAAUGAAGGAAGUUAUAAAAUGAGCAAA
Periophthalmus magnuspinnatus is the source of this 2511-nucleotide messenger RNA. RefSeq lists its product as uncharacterized. Gene Ontology annotation, cellular component: cytosol. Gene Ontology annotation, biological process: toxin metabolic process; arsonoacetate metabolic process. Gene Ontology annotation, molecular function: arsenite methyltransferase activity. Bases 159 to 1241 code for a protein of 360 amino acids. The transcript has 10 exons. The record is from RefSeq and is a predicted model, not a curated record. Lineage: Eukaryota; Metazoa; Chordata; Actinopteri; Gobiiformes; Gobiidae.